UUUCUUGUCAUUACAAUGGGUGGGAUCAACCUGGAAAACAAUACAGGCAAUAGUAGUAGUGAGAUAAGAAGAGGUCCAUGGACCAUUGAAGAAGACAACUUACUUAUUCAGUCUGUAAGUUUCAAUGGCGAAGCCCACUGGAAUUCCCUGGCUAAAUAUUCAGGGCUUAAGAGAACAGGGAAAAGUUGCAGGCUGAGGUGGUUGAAUUAUCUGAGGCCCGACGUCAAACGUGGAAACCUUAGCCCCCACGAACAGCUCCUGAUUCUUGAAUUACAUUCCAAAUGGGGUAACAGGUGGUCCAAAAUUGCAAAAGAGCUUCCGGGACGAACAGAUAACGAAAUCAAGAAUUACUGGAGAACCCGGGUGCAAAAACAGGCCCGACAGCUCAAGCUCGAUUCCAACAGCCUUAAAUUUGUCGAAGCUGUGCGAAAUAUUUGGAAGCCUAGGUUGCUCGAGAAAAUGGAUCAAGAUUCAUCGUCAUUAAUUUCCUCAUCUCCAUUGUCGUCGUCGUCAUCAGCCCUGGCAAUUCAGACCAAACUGGAAUCCCCGGCUCCGCCGCCAUUUUCCGGCAGCAGCCACCUGCCGGAAUGUUCAAAUUCCGGCGAUCCAGGCUGUAAUUCCCCGGCGGAAGUGAUCGAUAUUCGUCAAUCAGGUGGUGAGGAUUUCAUCAAUGGCAACUUUCUUGAUGAUCAGUUUGGGACAUCAAUGGAGAACCAUGACGAGGGUUAUAAUUUUUAUAGUUAUAAUAAUUACGAGGGGAUUUGUUAUAACGAUGAAUAUGGGAUGCAAGAAUUUGGGUACUAUGAUACUGCCUUGUCCGAAUGCCACGUGGCGGCGGCGGAGUGGUUGGGAGAUAGCACUUCGUGGGAUAUUGUUAGUGAUAAUGAUGGGCUGUGGCAAUUUAGAAAUAUUCCUUCAAGUUGA
This is a messenger RNA of Andrographis paniculata, 924 nucleotides long. Its product is annotated as myb-related protein 305-like. Gene Ontology annotation, biological process: regulation of DNA-templated transcription. NCBI's taxonomy places the organism in Eukaryota, Viridiplantae, Streptophyta, Magnoliopsida, Lamiales, Acanthaceae. Gene Ontology annotation, cellular component: nucleus. The transcript is spliced from 3 exons. Gene Ontology annotation, molecular function: sequence-specific DNA binding; DNA-binding transcription factor activity. The coding region runs from base 16 to 924 and encodes 302 amino acids. The record is from RefSeq and is a predicted model, not a curated record.